AUUCUGAAAAAAAAUUCGUCCAUUAUCACUAUAUGUUUGGUUAAAAGAAAUAAUUGUGUUUUCUUCAAUAGUUAAAUAUUUAAAAGAGAGUCACUAAAUUUUUUAUUUACAACACAUUUCAUAACGUUUUGUAAACACUUUUCGCAAACUUCAGCGAAAAUUGUAGCGGAAAUAUCACAAAGUGUAGCGUGAAUGCUUCUUGGUAAUUUUUCAUUUCUUCACACACAUUUCAUAUAAAAAUAAAACAAAGCAUCAUUUUGAAGUAUAAUUUUGACUUAUGUUGAAGUGUCAAAAAAAUGUAUGGAAAAAUGAGUGGAAGUGCAUCGUUUAAUUCAACAUUCGAAGUCUCUCAAAUGCGAAAUCCAAUACAAAAAACGAAAGUGGACUCUAUACUAUCAGCUGAAGCACCUGAAUUCGUUCCACGAGUAAAUGGUUCUAUACCAGUUAAUUUGGCAGCACAAACAUUUCACCGCAAUCAACCGGCAGUUCAGAUGGUGAGCCAUAAUGCAUACCGUAAUCAGAAUCAUGGCGUGUCACAAUAUUCGUACACAAAUCAUCAAGCACAAGGAAAUAUGAAAAACACUAAUUUUUCCGUCAAUCAGCGCCUCCAAUUCACAAAUACUGCCCCAAACUCACGCAAGUUUCGUUCUCAGAGUAAUCAACAUUUGCAUGGACUACAUGCACAUCAUAUGCAACAGCAGCAACAUCAAAUUAUGCAUUUGAAUCAUCAGUUAGGAUCUCUCCAAAUUACACAACAACCUCCGAUGGCAGUACCUGGAACUCAUUCAAAUGAAUCAAAACAUCAGUCUGAAGGCAAUGAACCGACUGAAGCUGCUAUGAAUGCAUUACAGUUUUUGAUUGAUACUAUAGAAAAGUUGAUGAAUGAUCCCGGACAAUUCGAAAAUUACCAGAAGGAACUAACAACACUUUAUAUUGAUCAUGCUGACAAUCAACAUGUAGUGAGCAAUGCAAUAGAAUUAUUCUUCAACCAUUCAAUAGAAGAACAAAACUUUCGCUACACUGGAGCACGAUUAUGCAGAUUAUUGGACAGUGUAGAUCCCACAUCGGAAAGUCUAUUCCGUCGUUUGCUAUGUUUCAAAUUGCAGUACAAUGACACUGAAUUGAUCCAAUAUAUGAAUGAUAACGAAACGCAUAAAGUUCGAAAUACAACACUUUUCUUGGCUGAACUAUAUAUACAAUUGCAGAACGAUGGAUCACGCAUUACAAAUAUUGCAACAAGUAUUCACCAUGCGAUCGGAUUGCUUAUGCCAAAAACUUCACCUGAGAAUAUUAAAUGCGUUUGUCAAACUCUAAAAUUAUGUGGCUAUGAGUUGGAUAUUGAUUUUCCAAAAGAAACAGAAGAACUUAUGAAUCAAUUGGGUAAUUGCGAGAAUACUGAUGUUUCAACUCAAAGGUUGUUGUCAAGUGUUAUAGAACUACGCAAAAAUCGUUGGGGCCGAAACAUGGCUGAAACAUGCCGAAACAUUGACAAUGCUGCUUCAAACUCUCUGCUAGUGGAGCAACCUUUUGGGAAAGAGUUUAGCAACGAUCCAGUAUUCUACGGACCAGACGGUAAUAUACUUACUGAAGAAGAAAGCGCAUUUCUUUGGAACGCAACUACUUGUCCAACUGAUAAUUACUAUGAUGAUGAUGAAAAUGAUCCGGACGCUUUAGUUGAAAUAGAGCCUGAAAUGGAUUUGGAGAUACAGUUAGCAUUUAAAGAUUUUGUCACGUAUCAAAAUAAAAAAUGAUGGUGACAGAGAACGAAUGAAAAUUAUCGGAACUCAGCACAGAAUAAAAGUUUUCAUUACAUUGGCAAAUUACGUUAAAUAAAUAAGGUUUACUAAAGAAAAUUUUGUAGAUUACGUUUCGGUAUGUUAAUGACUGGAAACUUCAACUAACAUUUAUAUCAAUAAAUAAUAGAAUAAACGUUCUUUUUACAUUUUUACGUUGAAAAAUGUAACAUUUUGGCCAUUCAUGGUUAUUUUAAUGUCAAAUGGAACGUAGAUUAUAUGCACAGUUUCCAAUAAAGAUUACAGAUUCUAACGGAG
Contarinia nasturtii (swede midge) is the source of this 2051-nucleotide messenger RNA. RefSeq names its product polyadenylate-binding protein-interacting protein 1 (gene Paip1). NCBI's taxonomy places the organism in Eukaryota, Metazoa, Arthropoda, Insecta, Diptera, Cecidomyiidae. The transcript is spliced from 14 exons. The record is from RefSeq and is a predicted model, not a curated record. Gene Ontology annotation, biological process: regulation of translational initiation. Bases 297 to 1751 code for a protein of 484 amino acids. Gene Ontology annotation, molecular function: protein binding; RNA binding; translation activator activity.